AUGGUUGACCUUACGACCUGCCGCGUACAACAAACGCCGUCGCGGGCGCACCAUGGUCACUGUAGUCUAAGAGAAUACACUUCUGACUUUAAUAAAUAUACGUAUAGCAAUGAAAACUUAGCGCCGUCAGAACUGAAGAAGCUCAGGAACAAACAGAGGAAAGCGAAACGCAAAGCGGAACAGGAAAGCGCGCUGGCCGCGCAAGUACAGGUGAAACGUGAACAGCAUCACAAAGCGAGAAGAGAACAAGAGCAAGGAGACCCUGAGGCACCACAACUAGAUGAACUCAUACCUGACAAGCUUGCCAGGGCGGAAGACCCGUUAGAGCAGGCGAUAAAGUUCCUUUUACCCCUUCGGCAGCUGGCAGCCGAUAGAAUAGACACAUAUUUAAUGGCCUUCGAAAUAUACUAUAGAAAAGAAAAGCCUCUGCUAAUGUUGCAAAGUAUAAAGCGGGCGUGGCAGCUGGACAGCAAUCACCAGCAUUUGCACGAUUGCCUAGUGAGGUUUAAGUGCUGGCUCGAGGAGAAGAUGUCCGAGUUGAAUCCACACGUUGUGGAAGUCAUAAACGCGGAAACGAAGACGAUGUUCGGUGACCGUAGUGCGCUGACAAUAGCGGAGGAGUACGUUUCGAAGUGUGCGCAGACGUCACAGGCGGCGGCGUUGUGGGGUGCGCGAGCGCUGCGCCGGCUUGUGCCUGAACGCACGAAAGAAGCGCUUGCCCUCGCCACCUCACUCGAUACGCCGCAAUGUUCUAUACAGGGUUGCAUUGAAGUACUAGAAAGUCUAAGAGACGGAGACUUCGGCCCUUGCGAAAAUGAAAUCGAAGCCUACAUUGAGGCGUGUAGGGCGAAGUACCAGUACGCUAUAGCGUUCAGUCCGCCUGCGCCGGCGCAGGAGGAGAAUCACUUGGACGACGCCGCGCUUCAGCCCAAGGAGAUACAACUCAACUGA
Molecule: messenger RNA, 951 nt
Organism: Leptosia nina
Lineage: Eukaryota; Metazoa; Arthropoda; Insecta; Lepidoptera; Pieridae
Source: the annotation of a GenBank genome assembly